Molecule: messenger RNA, 17226 nt
Organism: Pongo pygmaeus (Bornean orangutan)
Lineage: Eukaryota; Metazoa; Chordata; Mammalia; Primates; Hominidae
Gene: WDR33
Product: WD repeat domain 33
Exons: 8
Coding region: 179-1021 (280 amino acids)
Biological process (GO): mRNA 3'-end processing
Cellular component (GO): mRNA cleavage and polyadenylation specificity factor complex
Molecular function (GO): protein binding
Source: RefSeq, a predicted model, not a curated record
CGUGCGUUCGGUGGCUCACAGGGGAAGAUGGCGGCUGCUCCUUUGGAGGAGCGGGAUUGAGAGGAUCGGGGUGGGGAGACCAAACAGGAGAGACAUUCCUGGCUCUGAAGGCGAACGCUUCACUGGCCGUUAGGAGCUCUGCUCAAAGCCAGACGUAUCCUAGAAGGAAAACAUCACCAUGGCUACAGAAAUUGGUUCUCCUCCUCGUUUUUUCCAUAUGCCAAGGUUCCAGCACCAGGCACCUCGACAGCUGUUUUAUAAGCGACCUGAUUUUGCACAACAGCAAGCAAUGCAACAGCUUACUUUUGAUGGAAAACGAAUGAGAAAAGCUGUGAACCGAAAAACCAUAGACUACAAUCCAUCUGUAAUUAAGUAUUUGGAGAACAGAAUAUGGCAAAGAGACCAGAGAGAUAUGCGGGCAAUUCAGCCUGAUGCAGGUUAUUACAAUGAUCUGGUCCCACCUAUAGGAAUGUUGAAUAAUCCUAUGAAUGCAGUAACAACAAAAUUUGUUCGGACAUCAACAAAUAAAGUAAAGUGUCCUGUAUUUGUUGUUAGGUGGACUCCAGAAGGAAGACGCUUGGUCACUGGAGCUUCUAGUGGGGAGUUUACCUUGUGGAAUGGACUCACUUUCAAUUUUGAAACAAUAUUACAGGCUCACGACAGCCCAGUGAGGGCCAUGACGUGGUCACAUAAUGACAUGUGGAUGUUGACAGCAGACCACGGAGGAUAUGUGAAAUAUUGGCAGUCGAACAUGAACAACGUCAAGAUGUUCCAGGCACAUAAGGAGGCGAUUAGAGAGGCCAGUUUCUCACCCACGGAUAAUAAAUUUGCUACAUGCUCUGAUGACGGCACUGUUAGAAUCUGGGACUUUCUUCGUUGCCAUGAGGAAAGAAUUCUCCGAGUAUGUUGGUUGAAGAUGAGAAGUACGGAUCAGACACUGGGAACUUCGUGGUCCCAUGUAUUCCAACAUCACACUGGUCCCAAAGAGCACAGAGGCAGCAAUGCUGCUGCAGAUAUCUGAUUAACCAGAAUUCUCUCUGGGAAGGAUCGAGAGCACAGUUAUGUGAUUUUUGUAUGCUUGACUGGGUUGAACCAAUAAACUCUGGGUCGUACAUUUACACAAAUGUGUUCUUCAGAAUACAACAACUAUGCCACUGAAGCCCACUCUCAGUAUGCAUUUUAAAGAAGUAUUUCCACUAGUUAAAACGGAUUUACUUUGAUCCUUCUAUAUCUGCUCCUGUGAUCAGGAAGAUGAUAAGUACAAAGGCAAGCUGACUGCAUAACAAUAACUGAUGUAUAUGGGGAUCUCGCAACCUGGCUUCGUUAGCAGUACCAUUCUCUAACCAAUCAAGCCGAAGACCAAAUGCAACACUGAGAUGCAUUUUUUUCAUCAGUCAUGCAUGAUGAAAGGUAUAUUCUAUGAAUUGCAUGGAAGUAAGAAUUGGAGACAGUUUUAAGGUGGAUUCACACCUACACAAUAUGCCAUAUGGAAGGCUGAGAUCUGUGGUGGAAGAGUACUGGGGGAAUGGAAGGGUGGAAAGGUAAGAAAAGAAUUGGGUGGGAUUAAGAGUUGUUUUUCUUGAGAACUUCGGCCUUUUACAAAGGUAAUAAACAUUCAUAAAAGGUUCAAUUAGAAGUAAAAAGUCAAUGUCUUUCCCCUCUUAUUUCCCAAUUUCACAUCCAGAGGUAAGCACUGUUCUGUUAAAGUUUGGUGUAUAUCUUUUUAGAACUCCUAUACAUAUACAAAAAGAUACUUUUAAAAAUCACUACAUGAAAGGAGAUUAUACUACAUAUAUUCUUUUGCUAUUUGCUUUUCUCACUACACUGUAUAUUAAGGUCAUUUUUCUGUAUCAUUACUACCCCAGUCUUUUUGACUGCAUGUAUCUACUGUAAUUUAUUUAACUAUUCCUCACUGAUAGGCCUUUGGGAUUUGCAAGAAGUUUUUGCCAAGACACAGUUGUGCACUAAGCUUCCUAAUACCUUUAUAUUUGUGUCACUUAUGUAAAUUUUCCAUUAGAGUAGACUCCUAAGAAUAAACUCAAUGGAGCAAAGGGUAUGAACAUUUAAACUUUUGGAAGAUGAGUUGUCUUCACUGUCCAGGAAGUCACUAACGAUGAAGUUUAAGAAAGUUCUUGUCAUCUAGCCAAACUGAAAAUAACACGGGAUUAACAUUUUAGGAAAUUGUCACCACCUAAAUAUUUAACCUUAUUUUUAAACAUUACUAAUAAUAAGCACACAUGGUAAAAAGUCUUUCCUCCAGCCCCAUAGAGGGAUGGAAUAUGAAAUUUAAAAAUCUGCCAAUCCUUUACCUCUCCCCAGAGGUAGUUUCUUAAAACUAAUUGUUUCUAUUGCGGUCAUCAGAAUUUCACAUAAUAUGUAUUUUGGUAUAUCUGUCUGACGUAGUGUCUCUUUCUGUCAUCAAAGGUGAGGAAUUGAGUGUUAUUCACACCACCAACCAUGCCUCCUACCUCCUCGUUUUUGUCAUAAUGAACUAUAGUUUCAGUGGUUUCCUUUAUAGCUUUAAAUGUUCUUAAACCUUUAUUUUUAAGGGGACUACCAACUUUAGCCAAUAUUCCUUGGCUCACCACUAGGUUACAAAAGGAAAUCUGUGCCUCUCAAUGUGUUUCCACUUCUGCCGUUUGUCUUCCUUUACUUCUGAAUUGUCAAGGAUUUUAAGCCAAUUUUAUUCUGUUCUUGAAUUACGGCUACUUUUGUUUUCUUCAUAUUUUAAAAUUCUAAACAAUGAGAACAAAAAAGAUAGCAUUUCUGCUAUGAAUGAUACUAUUGAUAACAGAACCAAGCAGUAUAAUAGGGCCUUGCAGAAAGAGUGAUAACCUUGUGGUAAUUAACGAAAAGUUGUUCUGCUUGGACAGUGUCAAGAUCAAGUAUGCUGCUUUUGUAUUAAGUCUGUCAUGCUGUCAACUGUUGAAAAUAAUGCCAUAGUUUAAUUCACUUUUAUCUUGCAAUUUCUUAUUUCCUGUUUUUAAAAAUUAAUGUCACUAAAACCUUUAUCAUAGCAAAUUUUUAGGUUUUUAAUUUUUCAAUUUGAGUAAAUGGUUUUGUUUUUGAAGGCAUUAAGUCCACUCUUUAAAUUUUUUCCCAGUUCAGUUGAAAAUCCUCAAACAUUUUUCUCAGAAAUAGCGCUUAGGAGGUAAAUCAAAAUUAUUGAGUCUGGAAAGGUAUUUAAUUACCAUCAUACUUGACUCAUAGUUUGGGGUUUGAAAUCCUUUGCCCUCUGAAUUUUUACGUCCUUCAUUAUCUUCCAUCAGUUUUAUUGAUAAGUCAAAUAUAAUCCUGAGUCUCAUUAUUUUAUAUAUAUCUUGACUUUCCUCUCUGAAUGUUUUCUGAAUGAUCUCUUUUCUCUGAGGGGUGUUUUUUUUUUUUUUUUUUUUUUUAAACUGUGAGUGUAGGUAUGCAUAUUUUAAACCUCAUCUUUCUUGGCAUACUGUCAUCUGCAGUCUUUUUUCCAUUUAAAGGAUUUUUCUUUCUUUGAUUGUUUCCAUCGUCUUUGCUUGUCGUACGGAAUUCUUAGGAGAUGACUGUUGGGCUGUUUGGAGCUGUCUGUCUAGUAUUAUUUUUUCUUACAUGUUUUGUGUUCCUGCCCUUUCUCUAAGUAUUGGGAAAUUUCUGUUUGUCUCCUGGAAUACUAAUUUACUUUUCAAUCAUGCGCAGUCUGGUUUUCAGCCCUUCUGGUAAUAUUUUUCUUCCUUUUUUUUUUUGAGACAGGGUCUCUGUCUCCUGGGCUGGAGUGCAGCGGUGCAGUCAUGGCUCACUGUAGCCAUGACCUCCUGGGCUGAAGCGAUCCUCCCACCUCAGUUUCCUUGGUAGCUGGAACUACAGGUGUGAGCCACCAUGCAUAGCUAAUUUUAUUUUUAUUUUUAUUUAGUUUUAAUUUUUUGUUGCCUAGGCUGUUCUCAAACUCCUGAGCUCAAGCAAUCCACCUAUCUUGGCUUUUCAAAGUCCUGGAAUUACAGGCUUGAGGCACUGUGUCCAGUCGAAAUUUUUAUUUUUAUUUACUUUUAUUUUUUGAGAUGGAGUUUCGCUGUUGUUGCCCAGGCUGGAGUGCAAUGGCACGAUUUCAGCUCACUGCAACCUCUGCCUCCCGAGUUCAUCCUGGGUUCAAGUGUUUCUCCUGCCUCAGCCUCUGGAGUAGCUGGGAUUACAGACACCCACCACCACACCCGGCUGAUUUUUUUGUAUUUUUAGUAGAGACAGAGUUUCAUUAUGUUGGCCAGGCUGAUCUUGAACUCCUGACUUCAGGUGAUCCACCCGCCUCGGCCUCCCAAAGUGCUGGGAUUACAGGUGUGAGCCACCGUGCCCAGUCGGAAAAUUUUAUUUUUAUCAACUGGAUGUUUACUUUUCAGGAAUUUCUAGUGGUUCUCUAAUCUUUUCAUUUUUCAAGGAAGCCUGUUUUGUAGUUGGUUUGUUUUUAAGGAAUAUACCCCUUAAAACCUUUAACAUAGUAAUUGGGGUGUUUGUGUGGAUGUCUGGUUUGAUGUGUUGUUCCUGUUUGUUUCCCUAAAGUCAUAUAAUCUGUAUUUUUCUCUUUCCUGGUACUUGCUUUUUCUCAAAUAACCCAGUGACCCUUGGUUGUCCAGAGAUUUGAAUGGUGGUUUGUAUUGGUUAGUAUAAGUAGCUAUCUUGCAUUUUUUUGCGGUUAAGUUCGCUUACCUACAAGGGUCCUCUCCGGGAUGGAAGAUCUCACUGUGGAUUCGUGUGUCUGUGUGUGUGCUUGUACAUGUGUACACACAUUCAUGUUUGUGUGUGUUUAAUGAAGUGAGUGGAGAAGCACAGGCCACUGCCACAUUUAUCAAGUAAGUGGGUUGUGGGUUGUACUCUGAGGUGGAGUGCUUAAGUUUGUUCCACUCUUAAGUGGAACUGCCAUCUUUCUCUCCUCCCUCCCUUCUCUUUUCUCUUUUUCUCCUCCUCUCCCAUUCUCUCUUUGCCCUCCACUUCUUUCCAUUUUCAGUGUCAUCUGUGGCAUUUCUGCAGACUUUGUGCUGCUUUAUCUUCAGCCUCAAAUCCUGCUCUAGGGUUUCUUCCCAGACUGAAAUGUGCUUUGUGUAACAAAUGUGCUUUGUAUAAUUUGCUUUGUCUGACUGAGAGCAUCUGUUCUACAGAAACAGGAAGUCAGGAGGGACAACCUGGACAAGUCUCCCUGUAAUUACCCUCAUUACUUCAUCACAGCCUUUGUCACUGAGCCUUUGCCACAAUCUUUGUCACUGACAACUACAGUCUAUGUAUUUUGGGUUUCAUUUUUCUCUACUCUGGUUUAUUCAUAGGUAGGGCCCAUCUGUUUUUAGAGAAUGGCCACGUUUUGGUUGAAGUGUUUUCAAAAUUUCCUAAAAUUUGUGGCCAACAUAUGUCAGUCUUGGGAAAUAAGUUCAUCCUCUGCAAACCUUUGAAAGUAAUUUAGGAAGAGGCUUGCAUAUUUAAUUUUACUUAGUAUUAAAUCAUGAUUUUAUUCCAAAGCACAAUUCCCUUUUCACAUUAGUGGCGUUGAAAUAAUCUUCCUUAACCUCUUUCCUGAAAUUCUCCCAACUUCGAUCAUUUUUCCAUUUCUUAAGACGUCUUUCAUAGUUAAAUUUUAAUUGUAUACUUGAAGCUUAAGGUAAUCCAUGGCAUUUGGGGAUUUAGAGAUGAGUAAUCAAUUAAAAUAAUUGAAAGAUUGUGUUGAACCCAGCUCUUUUCUUUUUUAGAGACAGGUUCUCACUCUCUCACCCAGGCUGGAAGUGCGGUGGUGUGAUCGCAGCUCACUGCAGCCUUGACCUCCCGGGCUCAAGCCCACCUCAGCCACUGCCCAUGUCCCCCUGAGCACCAUGACACCCAGCUAAUUUGUGUGUGUGUGUGUGUGUGUGUGUGUGUGUGUGUGUAGAGAAAUACAAAUGCCUCCCAAAGUGCUGGGAUUAUAGGCGUGUGCCAACGCUGCUGGCCCAGCAUUUUUCCUGUAGAUUUUUUGUCCGCCUAGAAAUGAGUUAACAUUCUUUAACAGUAGAGAAAAUGUAGACGGAACCGUCAGACAUUCACAUCACAAGUAAAAAGGAAGUGAUUGGUAUCAUCUUCUCAGUGUUGGAGGUGGCAUUGUAGUCUAGUGGAAUCAAUAGUUACAUUAAAAGUAUUGCCUUAAGUACUCAGGACUUAAAUGCUAAGUUUUUCUUAGUAGUAUCUGUCUGUCUUAAAAAAACAUAAUCAACAUAGUGAAUGUAAUGGUGGUCUCUCAUUUUGGGUUUUCUAGUUCUGCGAGGUAAAUGGCAUUACAUCAAGUGCAUUACUUGGGGUGAAUGUUCAUAAUCAGAAUUCAGUGUUGUUUUUUCUGGGGUCAUUUGAAAACUGAAAUUUAGCAGUCUUACAAAAGUUGCACUUUGGGAACACGCUCUCACAUCGAGCCAUUUUCUGCUUUCCCAUACUCUGUUCAUAGUAGUAACAGCUCUUGCUGGAUAACUAAGUCUAUAAGGAAAUAGCUGCCCCCAUGGUGAACUUUUUCAGGGCGGAGAUUGGAUCACAAUGAAAGCUUUUAUUCAUUGAAUGUUCAAAAUAUAUGCUAGGCGUGAUGCUAAGUGCUUCAUGUAUUUAAUUCCUGAAACAACCCAAUAAUUGGGUAAUAAUCUCCAUUUUGUACAUGUAAAUAUUAAGGCUAGGCAAGGGUUAAGUAGAUUACUUAAGGACGUAACUAGUAAGUGACAUCUGAGAUUUAAACACAUCCAGUUUACUGGAAAUUUUUUACUAUUAGCCAUUAUGUAGCAUAUGAGCACUGAACCUAUUUGAAUUACAUUUAACAUACCCUUUUCUUGAUUCCAAAUGUAACUGAUUUGACACUGUACUUCUGCUUUUAUUGGACAAAGCUGCUUUCAUCUCUUGGUUAUUCUCUUCUUACGGGGGGGAUGUCAUAGUCGACUAUAAGUGGAAAUGAGAAUUUUCAUGAUUUACUCUUGGUCCUGGCUCAGAGAAGAAAGUGGAAUAAACCCUUAAUCUAUUUUCCUGAAGAACUUAUUUUUGGAUGUUAAACAAUGUGUAUAUAGGUCUAUUUUUUGCUCUCUCAUCAUUUCCUCAUUCAUUCAAUAAAGAAAAAGAACAUGGCAGAUUUUAAACACCUUCACAAAUAGAUACUGGUAUUGUUUAUAAUAUGUUAAAUUUAAUUUGAACUGGUUUGGAUUUUCCUACUAAGUGUUCCUUGGUUUUCACAUCUGUGGAAUGGUAAGACCUUUUUUCUGAGAUCUGUGGGCAAACAUUUUUAAGGUUCUUGUGUGUCUUUUAUUUCAUGUUUACAUGUAUAACGGGACUGGUUGGAUAUUGAAUGCUAGAUUCAAAACUUUUCCCCCUAUUUCAGCACUUUCAAGAUUUGGUUCCAUUCUCCUCCUCCUCUUCAUUUUAAUCAAGAAAAUUAUUUACAGAGUGACUGCUUGCGGAGCAGGACUAACCCAUAGGCAGUGUGCCCUGAGUAGCCCCACUCUCUUCUUGCAGCUAGUGUGUUGACGAGAAGUUGUAUAGUAUAUUGCAGAAUGUCCCUCGGUUGGGAUUUAUCUACUAUUUCUCUCAUGAUUAGACAGGGGAUUGUCGGUUUUUGAGAGGAAGAUCACACAGGUAAAGUGCCAUUUUCAUCAUACCAUGUCAUGGGUGUAUACUAUCAGUAUGACUUGAUGUUGAUCUUGAUCAUCUGCUUGAGGUAGAGUUUGUCAAGUUUCUUCAACAACAGCUACUCUUAUUUCCCAUUUUUCAUACUGUACUCUUUGGAAUGAAGUCAUAUAAUAUUAAUAUAUAGCCCUCACUUAAGGAGUGGAGCAUUACACCUCACCUCUUUUCAGGUGGAGUAACUGUGUAAAUUAUAUGGAUUUCUUAGGCAUGGGAGACUUUACUCUUCUCCACUUAUUUAUUCAGUUAUUUGCUUAUAUCAGUAUGGACUAAAUGGUUAUUUUAUGGGAAUAUGUUUUUAAUAUGGUGGAAAUUAAUAAUAUAACCAGCUCCCAGUUGAAGUUUUCUCAGAUUACAUUUUUCUUUGAAACAGAAAUGGAGAUGUUUGUUAAGAUCCAGUUGGAGCAUGUGUUAUCUCAGAUUACUCAUUAAUAGAAAAAAAUCUCAGUCAUAUCUGGAAAUUAUGCAAUCUGCCAGGGCUCAUGUGAUAGAUACCUGCCUCCACAGUAUUUAAGAGUUCAUGCACUCUUCUUGUUUUGAUAGAUAUAUGUUUUCAUCACUGCCGUUGUUACUUCCCUUUCUCUCAAGAGGUGAAUAGCAGUAGGUGGACAAAGUUUAGGGAGCCACAUUUACCAACUUCUGUGAAUAUACCCAAGAAGAUUCUGGCAAAACACAGAUUCAAAUUACAGUUGAUGCUGUGGAUGGCUAUGGGUUAACUACUCUUCUACUUUGACAUGGAUUAUUUGUUGCUUUUAUGUUUCUAAAUUCUCAAUUAAAAAGAAAUGUAUCCUUAAUCUGGCCAACUGAAAGUGAACUUGUUCACCUCUUUACCUUGCUUUCAAAAGGACUGCUUACUAUGGAAGUGCUCCAGAAGAAUCAUUUAAAACAACUUUGUUUUCCAUCUUGGUUCUGCGUUUUCUUCCUUACUAGGGGCUUCAGUCAUGGCUUCUCUUUAUUCUUGGCCUGGGUUGUCUGCUGGCACUAACACAUCUAUUAUUAAUGUAGUAUAGGUACUGGCCUUUCUAAUAGUCUUGGUAUUUAGUGCCAGACUCCCAUCAGUCUUUUGAAUGUCUUUUCUUUUUCUUUUUGCACUUUUCUAGUUUUUCAAGUGAUGACUAUAUGCUGCUUUUCUUGACUGUAUAUAUUGUUACUGAAUUAUGAAUAUCUGCAGAAAUGUUUACUAGAGAACCUAUGACUGUUGAAUAACAUGUGCCCGAACAUACACACACACAUAUGUACUACACACACCCCAGAGUACUCUUUCUUACAGUGGACUUUGCUGCUGCUUUCUGCAUGUGUGGGACACUGGUAUCUCCCGUCUCAGACAAAUGGCUGAUGUUCUCUAUGAUAUUGGUGUUAACAUCAAAGAAUUGAACGAAUACAACAGAAAUGAGGUUGAAAAAUAUUUGGUUGCUACAUUCCUUUAAGCAUCUUUGAUGAAUACUCUGCAAAGUAGCCUUUAAAAAAAUGUAAAUUAAAAAAAAAGUCCACAGAGGAGAAUUUGCUGGUUAGCACAAAACACACUGCAAAAUUGCUUCUUUCUGGUUAUUAUAACUGAAGAAUAUAGAAGAUUGACACACAUUUUAUACACCCUCAGGCAGUGUUUUGGAAAAAUAUUGUACCUUUUCAAAUUGUUAUCAAUUAACUGUUUUUCUCCAUUUCAUAAUUCUCAAGAUUUUUCUAAAUACAGCCUUUAAACUUGACUCAAAUGGAAAUUGUGCACUUUCCUGUUUAUACCCUUCCCCACAUUAUUGUAAAAGAGUUUAACAGCAGCCUGAUAUGUAAGUUUCAGCAAAACUUAUACCUGUAUAUGUUUUUAUUUGACUCAAAAAUUAGAUAUUUUACCAUAUAGUCAUAAGAAUUUGCUCACUUUGAUGCCAGAAGUACUUAAGAAGUUACACGGCACUAAUCUUAUGAGUUGUAUGCCUAAUUUCAAUUUCUAACCUACUUGACAGUUUCUUUUAGGUCAGCCUUUGUUGGUCUUCCAUGUAAAUACAAGUUGGUACAAAUCAAUAGAAACCAUUUUACCUACAUAGGCAAAGUAAAUGUGUGACUUAAAUAGAGACUGCCAGAUUUAUGGUGCAUCUACCUUUUUAUCCAUUUGAGCUUGCUGUUUUAUGUUUGUGUAUUGGUUGCUCCUGACACUAUACAUUUCAAAAUUUUUUAUAACUUGAAAAACACUUCUGUGCUACCACUCAGUUCUGAUCAAAUCCUUACAUUUUGCCACACUCAUUUCUGAAUUUUCAGUAAAGAAAUACACAUUACAAAUUAAAGGUUAAAGGCCCCUUUACAUGCCCUUCCCUAGUCUCCUCUUCAUACCCUGGAAGUAUCCAUUCUGCUGAAUUCAGGUUCAUCAUUGCCAGACAAACGUAGUAAGCUAGUGUUUCACAUUUCCAAAAUCAGCCUUCUGGCAGACUUGGAAGUACUCUUGAGAAAAGAAGACUCGUGACCAAAUUCUCCCACAGAUUUGUAAUAAUGUACAUAUUGAAAGGACUGAAGGCUCUCAGACUGGGAAAGAAACUUACCCAUUUUAAAAUUCAGCAUUGCUCAACUUAUCUGACUGCCGAACCCCUUCACCCAUGAUUCUAUGCACUGUAUUGUUGGAACAUACAUUGUGAAAACACUGCCCUGCCUAGGCAUACCCCCUUUCCAGAAUUAACUUUCCACUUAAUUCUGUAGUUUUUCACUGAUGUGACUUUCUAGAUUGGACAACAAAGAUGACUAAUAGUAAUCACUCCAAGUUGAUGUUGACUGUUGGGUUGUGGUGAAAUCAUUUUGCAUUAAAGGAAGGUAAAAUGCUAAUAAAUUGCAUAUUCCUUGACCAGAGCACAGAUUACUUAUGCUUCUUAAUUUUUUAAAAUCUUAAAUCCUCUGUCCAACUGGAGUCUCUGGCUAUGGGCCAUGGGUACUCAUAUACCCUUUGUCUUAAACUGAUCUGUUACAUUUUAUGUUCUUGUGGCUAGAAGUAGCCUGAGUUUGCUGUUAAUGUUUAACACAUUUUCUUGAGUAACAGUUCUGUUAAUAUUGUACAAGAUGGUACUUGAAUUCUUUGUUUGCCUUUUUUCUUCCUGUAUUAGAAAAUCUUGGUGCUUUUUAUAAGUUUUGUAUAAAAUAAUUUUUUCUUAAGAUUUGUUCAUAAAAUGGCCUGAUCCGGGAAAAAUAAAAUGGGAACAUGGACACCAUUUCUGACCUUCAAAUAAAACUUAUUAUGUAUUGGUUUUCAGACUGUUCACCGAGCUUUGGGAUCCUAUGGACUGUCUCAAGACAGGUUAUUUAGGGGCUUGGGGUAACAGGUUCCUUAGGAUCUGAUGAGGUGGAGGAGGGGUUAUCAGGUGGAGGAGGGGUGAGGGCCUGAGAAAAAUGCACAGGGCACAGAGUUUACAUCCAGUUUCACAGAAGCCAGGGAACCUCCUCCUUUAAGGGAAUGGUCAAAAAGCAGACCUUCUGCCCUUACUGGUUCUAGCCUUCACUGCACUACACUUUACGGUUCUGGGACAGGGAAUAAUGAAGAAGAAGUCUUCACUAUCUACAAAGCAAGUCUAGAAUGUCUAUUCACCAAAUAUCUAAUGCCUAAUCCAUUUAUCAUGUUAUUCUUAGAAUUUUAAGGUUUAUUAAGGAGUCCCUGCAUUUUAUUUCUAGAAUCUCCUUUUUAACAUAUUAGGCAUUUUUUCAUUAGGAAAAUUAUCUUGUUUGCAUUCUGCACUUUGCUAUUUCAAGCGUGGUUACAUAGCAUAUUUUAAAAGGGAGAGAGAGUUUUCUGUUUUUAUUUUGUGGAGAAAGGUCUUUAAAAGUGCCUUCGUGUUUUUUUAAAGCUUAAUUUCAGUCUUGAUCCAGAAGACUUUUAUUCUAAGUAUUAACUUUCUUAAAAAGCUGUUGUUCUAGCACUAUGUAACCCUACAAAUACUCCCCAAUAUUCAGGCCUUGUUUUGUUUGGUGACCACAUAUUUGAGAGGUUGAGCACCAAUAAUAGGAGCUCAAUAAAUGUUGGCAUCAUGCACAUUUAUUUUGAAUUAAGAGUGGAAGUGGAAGAGUACAUAAAUGAAUAUGUGAAAGAACGAGUAGAAUAAGUGAAAUCGUUUACUUCCUGUUUGCUGUACAUUGUAAUGCUAUUAAUGGUCGCUUUCUGCAAAUAAUUAUUACAAAGUAGUAAGUCAAACAUUUCUGGCAUAUUAGACACAGGUUAAUCUACAAAGCAGCGUCACCUGUCUCCAGGAGAUGCUAAUUCUGUCACUGGUCAUUUAGCUAGGAUCCUGAAGGAACGUUUAGCUGGAUAGCUAGCUAAGGAAUGAUGCAAACUCAGUGGUCUCAAUGCUUAAUAUCUAAAAAUAACUCAGUAUGAUUAAUUUGGAAUUUCUUUUGGUGGAGUUAGGUUAUGGUUGUCACAUUCCUUCAUUCUGAACAAGACUCUGGUCUUCAGAAUCAAUAUGUUUACUUAUUAAAUCGUCAAAAGAAUUAUGUAUUUAUCCCAAAUUAUUUUCUUGUAUAGUUCUGAGAGGUGGAAAGGAGUACAGAAGUUAUCAUAUACAAGCUCUUCAGUUACAGUCGAGAAAGUGAAAGUUGAUUUGUAAUUGGAACAGAAGGGACUAUCCACUUCAUCUGGAUGUUAUAUUUAGUGAGAUGAAGACAGGAUUGGAUGAGGAGGAAGAAAAUCCAGGCCCCCUCCCACCACUGCCCUAACCCUUUCAGGCUUCUGUGUUCUCAUCUGCAGAGUUAGAGGGCUGGAUAGUUCUGCAGGUCUUCUCAAGCUCUGGUAUCAUUGAAAGAUAAUUUUUUGUUGUUGCUGUUCAUUGUACAACUGAGAUAAAUAUAAGAUUGUGGAAAUUUGAAGGGACACUUUCUUUAAGGCCAGUUAUUGUCCAAUAGGGUUUUUUUUUUUUAAAUUUUUUUGUGAUGACGGAAGUACUCUAUAUCUCUCCUGUCUGAUAUUCUUAGCCACUAGUCACAUGUGACUAUUAAGCACUUGAAAUGUCACUAAUAUGACUGAGAAACUAAAAUUUAACUCUAAAACAAAUUUAAACAGCCACGUAAGGCUAAUAGGUGCCAUAUGUGACAGUGCAGGUUAAAUUCUUAAGUAUUUGUGUUCAGAGGGAAUUCCACACAGAUUUAUAAUGGUCUUUUUCUUUAUAUAGUGAUCUACAACUGGAAUGUCUUAAUUUUAGAAUUUUCCAAUUGUACCUCCAAGUCCAAGUCGUACUGCCGAAUCUUUCAUGUGCCCAUAUCACUGGCUUCUUUAAGCUCUGCCAUCCUACUGAGGAUUCUGCAUGUCCACCACAGUCUACAUAUAGACUCCUGUCAGUCCCCUGCAGGGCCACACUUUGUGCCUAUAGUGGACUUUGUAGUGUCUGGAGCAGAUUUGGUGCUGUUCAGGAUUUUAUCUUCCUUUUUUUUGUUGUCAGGGGCUUGAUUCUGAGAAGUUUAAUUACUUGAAAAAAUGCCUGGUCUUUCAUCAGGAAGAAAUUUUCAGUACUAAAAUCUUUAGCCUUUAGGGAGAUGUUUUUAGUACUAUAACGUCUAGUCACCAGGCUACAAAAACUCUCGUUACCUGGGUGAAUUUUCCAUUAAGUCUGUAUUAAUUCUUUCAGUAUUACAAACACUACAUUCUUGGAAUUUUCACAUUUGGGGAAUCACAAAGAGCCUGGAAUGAUUGUAUCAUGAAAUUCUGUACCUCAGAAAUGAAAUGAUCAAAUUUAGUAGAGAGGUAUUCUUUAGGCUUAAUGUUUGAAAUUAAUAAACCAUGUGUUUGGUACUUAAUCUUUUUUUCUAUGAAAUAAUAAUUUAGAUAAGAUUAAGUUUUUAUGUACGGUUUGCCUCUUCACAAAACCCACAAUAUCUUGAAACUUAAUGCACCCAUACCAUGUCUGAGAGCUAUCAGUGAAAAGCUGCAUCCCUGCUGAGUAUCUGAGGCACAUCUUCCUGGGACCACAGGCACUGGUUUGUUCUACUGGCAAAUGAAAGCAUUAAUUGGUAUCAGCCAUUCACUUGAGUUUUGAAUAGAGGGACACCAAAAGUAGUUGCCAUUAAACAAAGUAAUAAAAGCACAUGUUAAGAAGUGUUUGACCAGCCUGUGCAACAUAGGGAGACUCCAUCUCUACAAAAAAUAAAAAAAUUAGCCGGAUAUGAUGGUGCACGCCUGUAGUCCCAGCUACUGGGGAGGCUGAGGUAGGAGGAUUAUUUGAGCACAGGAGACAGAGGCUGCAAUCAGUUCACUGCAGCCUCCGCCUCCUGUGCUCAACUUCCCACUCCACUCUAGCCUGGGUAAUAGAGUGCGACCCUGUCUCAAAAAAAAAAAAAAAAAAAAAAAAAGUUCAAGAGUAUAGAAGGAUAAAUGCCCCUCUUAUUCCCAUACCAUUUCUUCUCCCUAAAAAACGGUUACUAGCUUAAGUAUUAUUUUAUACAAAUGGAUGCUUUUCUACUUACAUUUUUAAAAAGGCAGGCUUAUUGGGGUGUCUGUGUGUGUGUGUGUGUGUGUGUGUGUGUGUGUGUUGUAUGUUGUUUAUAUGUAUUUUGUUUUAUUUUUGAGACAAGCUCUCCAUCACCCAGGCUGGAAUGUAAUGGCAAAAUCACAACUCACUGCAGCCUUGACCUCCCAGGCUCAAGCAGUCCUCCCACAUCAGCCUCCUGAGAAGCUGGGAGCAUGGGUGUGCACCACCAUAUUUGGCUAAUUUUUAAGUUUUUCUUCUAGAGACAGGGUCUCACUAUGUUGCCCAGGCUGGUCUCUACCUCCUGGGCUCAAGGAAUUCUUUGGCCUCAGGCUCCCAAAGUACUGGGAUUACAGGUGUGAGCCACAGUGCCUGGCCCUGCGGUAUAAUUUAAAUAAGGUUAAAUUUACCCUUUUUAGGUCUACAGUCCUAUAAAAUUUGACAAAUAAAUACAUUAUAAUCUAGAUACAGAACAUUUCCAAAACCCCGAAAAAGGUCCUUAUUUGUGCCUCAGUUUUAUGAGCUGGAUUGUAUUCAAUUAUAUGUCUUUACCUUAAUUUUCUUAAGUAACCUCUCAUUGAUUCAUGUUUAGGUUAUUUCCAGUUUUGGCAAUUCAAACAAGGUGCAGUAAAUAUCUUUGUACAUAAAUCUUGGUGUGCUUUUGCAGUCAUAGGGUAAAUUCCUAGUAGAGGAUUGAUAGAAUCAAUGGUUAUAUGCCUUAAAGAUUGUGAUAGAUAAUGGCCAUAUGGCCUCGCCCAAAAGUUGUCCUAAUUUACUUCCCAACCAAUUACAAGUGAGAGUGCCUAUGACUCUCUCUUGUUAACAUUGAGUGCCAGCAAAUUUAAUUUUUGCUUUUCUGUUUUUUUUUUUUUUUUUUGAGGCAGGGUCUUGCUCUGUUGCCCAGGCUGGAGUGCAGUGGCGUGAUCUUGGCUCACUGCAACCUCCGCCUCCCUGGGCUCAGGCGAUCCUCCACCUUUGCCUCCUGAGCAACUGGGACUACAGGCAUGCAUCACCAUGCCCAGCUAAUUUUUGUAUUUUUUGUAAAAAUGGCAUCUCACUAUGUUUCCCAGGCUGGUCUCAAACUUCUGGAUUCAAGCAAUCCACCCAUCUUGGCCUCCCAAAGUGCUGGGAUUACAGGUAGGUGCCACCGUGCCUGAUCAAUUUUUGUUAAUUUGAUGGGAAAAUAUUACCUAGCAAAGUAACUUGCAUUCAGUGGUGUUUUUUUUUUCCUUCAUAUUAAAAACAUACCUAAACAAACAAAAAACAAAAAAAAAUCAAGAGUUCACACGCACACAAAAUAUAAUCCAUGUUGUUUAUUCUUAAAACCACAAUAUUAUACUAGAGGAAAUGCGGAUAGAAGUUCAUCUUUGUUUCCAUUAUUCUCAAUGUGAUUUUCAUUUUCUGCCUAUCUGUAUCUGCAUUUUGGUAACCAUACCAAAAUGUACACACAUAUGUUAGGAUGAUUAUAAAAAUGUGUAUGUAUAUGUAUAGUUUGUAUGUGUGUUUUGCUUGCUUUUUGGUUCACAUUAUUUCAUGAGCUUUUUUUGUUUCAAAAAUCUUCAUUUUAAUAGUUUUUGGCUGUGGCAAAGUUUGUUUAAUAAUUCCACUUCUAAAAUGUUUCCAUUUUUUUGCUAUUAUUAAUAAGAUUUCAAGUGCCAUCUUUUACAUAUCAAAGGUGUUUUUUAAUCCACUUAAAUUAUUAGGAUGAAUUUCUUCUGAUCUUAUUCCCCUGGACCUAAAUAUAUCAACAUUGACAUGUGAGGGCAGAAUUUUAUCAUUUGAAAAAUUUUUUUCACUUCAGUGAAAAUUCCUUCCUGAAGAAGGAAGCAAUUGCAUAUCAAUUUUCUUCUAUUCCAGCUUAAUCUAUUUAUUUUUCUCUUUUACAUUAAAACAUUCUUUUAAUGAUAAAUGCUGCCUGUAAAUAUUUCCCUCCCACUUUCCAGAGGUAAUCCACUGUUAUCUAGUAAGUUUAGUAAAUUUUUUUAAAUUGAAUUUUCUCAAUAGGUCAUUAAUGUGUUUCAAAGUUGAAAAAUUGCAAAGCAAUGUGUCGUGAAAAGUCUCCUUCUUACCCUUGUGUCCCAAGCUACCUAGUUCUUGGAGCCAGUUGAUGUUACCAGAUUCUUUUGUAUUCUUUCAGACACACAUGGUAUGCAUUUUUGAGCAAAGGGGUGUGGGUGUGUGUCCCUCUGUUUUUAAGUUAUAAAUGUUAGCAUGCUACACAUACUUUUUUCAUGUAUUUUCUUAAGUAACUUUAUUUCAUUUAUUUGUAUUUAGUUUUGAAAAAUUAGAUACUACAUGCAUGUGGUUCAAAAGUAAAAUGGUGUAAAGGCUAAAAAAUGAAUAGUCGGCCGGGUGCGGUGGCUUACGCCUGUAAUCCCAACACUUCGGAAGGCCGAGGUGGGUGGACCACGAGGCCAGGAGAUUGAGACCAUCGUGGCUAACACGGUGAAACCCUGUCUCUACCAAAAAUACAAACAAUUAGCCGGGCGUGGUGGUGCCUGUAGUCCCAGCUACUUGGGAGGCUGAGGCAGGAGAAUCGCUUGAACCCGGGAGGCAAAGGUUGGUUGCAGUGAGCCGAGAUGGCGCCACUGCACUCCAGCCUGGGCGACAGAGAGAGACUCCAUCUCAAAAAAAAAAAAAGAAAAAAAAGAAUAGUCUCUCCCUGUUCCAAUUCACUGUCUGCUAGGUACCAUCCUUCACUGAGUCUUUAUGUAUAGAGAAGCAAAUAGGAAGUGACACAGUUUUGUUUUUUCUGCUCUUGUAACUCUUACACUAACCUUUUUGUAUCUAAGAAAGCAGUAUCACAUAGUCCUUAAGAGGAGAGGCCCUGGGGCCAGCUCCCUGCAUUCCAGAUCUCUGCUCUGCCCCAUAUCAUCAGUGUGGUCCCAAGCAAGUUCUUUAAUCUGUCUGCACUUUACAGUCUUCAGAUGUAAAAUGAGUCGCUACACAUACUUCGCUUAGAAUAACGCUAUACAUAAGUAUAUGUGCUUGCUAGUAUUCAUUUUAUUAAGAACGGCGAUGAAUAAAAUUAUAUCCAAGAAUCAGGACCAAUCAGUUUAAUUUAUAUUUGUGAUGUGUAUGGAUAUGGGUAAAUUCAUGAGAUUCCUCACUUGCUUGAAUUUUACUUUAAUAAAUAUUAGAGAACAUUAGAAAACAAAAUUAAAGCAGCUGAAAUUUA